Messenger RNA from Caenorhabditis angaria, 1725 nucleotides. NCBI's taxonomy places the organism in Eukaryota, Metazoa, Nematoda, Chromadorea, Rhabditida, Rhabditidae. The record is from the annotation of a GenBank genome assembly.
AUGGGUAGUGCGGUGUGCAAACCAACUGAUGAAGCGAUUCGACAGAAUCAAAAAAUCGACAACGAACUUCGCAAGGAUGAAAAGGAACAACAAAAGAAGAUCAAGUUUUUGUUGCUUGGUAUUUCGGAUGCUGGAAAAAGCACCAUUGUGAAACAAAUGAGGUGAGUUUAAGGGGAGGUCCAUGGACCAUCUGCUUCUAGGAACGGGAUGAGCAGAUGUUUAGAAUUUCAAGAAUACAGAGGGAGAUUGGAGGGAUGAUUUUUAGAAAACAAAAAAAAAUUGAUGAAAAUAUGAAAUCAAGAGCUACAAAAAAUAUUAUUGACUUUUCAAAAAUGGGUUACUAUAGUGAGGACAACAGACAUCGGUAUGAUAAUUUUCUAAUAUCAAAUAAGCAGAAUACAAAUAACGAUGUUUGAGUUCCGAAUAAUUUUUUUUCUCAAUAAUUUCCAGACAAAUCCACGAUGGUGGUUUUAAUGAUACUGAAAUAAUCAACGCGAUUUUCCAAAUCCGCCAAAACAUCAUCGAGGCUUUCAAACAAGUCAGCAUUCUCAUUUUGAAAAAUGGUUCGAAAAUUGCGGAGAAUGAAAAAGCUGUUCUCAAUGUUUUCGCCUACGAAACUUCAAAAGUUGAAAUGAUGAAUGAGACCGAUGAGUUGACUUAUCUCAAUGAUUUCCGUUUUUUUGAAUGUAUCAUGGACUUUUUCCGGACCAAUAAAUGUCAUCCAAUGGUUCCGGAUAACAUUUUCUAGUGAGUUGGAAUAAUCUCCCGCAACAUUCUCGAAAAAAAAUUGUUUUGUAGCUUCUUCCCGGAACUCCACCGUAUCUUGGUGACCAACUAUGUUCCAACAAUCCAAGAUAUGAUUCAUAUGCGUGCAACAACUCUUGGAGUUCAUGAAAUCUCUUUCGAUUUCCGUAAACACGUCAUCAGGUUUAACCAAACGUCAUAAAAACAUGUUUUCAUAAAACUCGCAUCAUUUCAGAUUGAUCGACGUCGGUGGCCAAAAAACCGAAAGACGUAAAUGGAUACAUUUUUUCGAAGGCGUGACUGCCGUUAUGUUUGUCACUUCGCUUUCCUGCUUUGAUCAAUUUGUUUUGGAUGACACCGCGAGAACUGAAAUUGAGGAGGAAGGAAAAGCGACGGAUUCUUCGAAUCCUGUCGUUUUAGUUUCGGUGAAAAUUACAGAUUGCAAAAAUACAAAAAUAUUUUUUUUAAACAUAUAAAAUAAAUUGAAAUCAAAUUUUUUCAGUGGGAAACAUCAUUGAACCGCAUCGAGAAUCGUGUUCUCAUUCGCUCUGCUAGCAGCGAUGCUUCAAAACUUCUCAAUCGUCUCCAAGAUUCGGUUGAACUCUUCAAAUCGGUUCUCAAGAACAAUUUCCUUCAUCGCAGCUGCUUCAUGCUUUUCUUGAACAAGAAAGACGUUUUGGAACACAAAUUGAAGGCUUUGAAAUUCAUCGACUAUUUCCCAGACUAUUCCAAAUAUUUGAUCCCGGAUAAUCAAUUCAACACUGUCACUUCGUACAUUGACAACAUGUUUAGAAAGGUAUAAAAAAGCGAAAAUUUAAUUAUUAUUUUAUUGAUUGUUUUUCAAAACAGGGCGCUGGUGGAAAUCAAAAAAUCUACUCGCACUACACCCAAGCUACUGACACCAAAAGCAUUGAUUAUGUCUUCAAUUCGGCUUGCGAUGUUAUUUUCCAACAAUAUUUGGAUAACGUCGAAUUGGAAUAA